AGGUAGCAAUGGUCACUUGGUGGAUCUGGAGUCUAAGGUGUCUAGCCUGGAGCGCGGCAAGCAUGCGCUGGAAUCCCAGCUCAAUGAGCUCAGGGAGUCAAUGAUGGAAGAUGCAGCUAGUCUCUCUGCUGUCACACACAAGCUAAAGGCCUCACAGGCUUAAGUAGUAACUCUCAAUGAUCAGCUGGAGGAGGAGCAAAAUGCCCGCGAAGAGAUGCAGAAGCAGUUGAGCAAUGCCAACACUCAGCUUGCUGAUACACGUCGGGAUCGUGACCAACUAUCCCUGGACAACGAGGAGCUGGAGAACUACCGCAAGAAGUCGCAGAGAGAAAUAGAGUCUCUGCAGACGCAGCAGGACGAACUGGCCAACGCCAACGCCAAGCUGGAGAAGACCAAGAAACGACUAACGGAAGAAGUUGCCGACCUCAGUGUGAACUUUGAAGCCCAGGCAGCCCGCGCCGCAGAGCUGGAGAAGAAACAGCGCAAGUUUGACCAGACGCUGACGGAUGAGCGGGCCAGAACGGAAGAGACUUGUGAGCAGAGGGACGCCGCACUGCGUGAGUCCAGAGAGUAUGCUACAAAGAACAUGGCAUUAACACAGGACGUGGAGAUGUUGACCAAUAAGCUGGCUGAGUCUGAGCGCUCACGCAAGUCACUGCUUGCUGAGCUCAAUGAUCAACUGGAGAACAAGGAUGACACUGGUAAAUUACUUCAUGAACUGAAGAAGGCCAAGCGUAACUUGGAAGCACAGCUUGAUGACCAGACGAUGCAACUGGAGGAGCUAGAGGAUGAGCUCCAGACUGUGGAGGAUGCUAAGCUCAGACUGGAGGUCAACUUCCAGGCCACCAAGACCAACUGGGAGCGCGAGAUGGCGUCGAAGGAUGAAGUUGUGGAGGAGCAGCGCCGUGGAAUGCAGAAGCAGCUGCGUGAACUUGAGUCGGACUUGGAGGACGAACGCCGCAAUCGAUCAUCUGCUGUCGCCGCCAAGAAGAAGCUGGAAGGCGAGAUGAGAGAACUGGAGAAUGACAAGCUGCAGUUGGAGAAGGGCAAGGAGGAUGCAUCCAAACAAGUUAGACGACUUCAGGCUCAAAUGAAGGAGGUCUAUCACGAGCUGGAGGAGUCCCGUACCGGCCGCGAUGAAGCACUGCAGCUGUCCCGUGAGGCCGAGAAGAAACUCAAGGUUCUGGAGUCGGAUGUCACACGCCUUACUGAGGAACUGAUGUCGGCCGAUAGAGCCCGACGUAACGCCGAGGCAGAGCGUGAUGAGCUGUACGACGAGGCACGCGGUAACAGUCCACGCCUGCAGUCGCUGAGCGAGGAGAAGAGAAAGCUAGAGCAGGCUAUUGUGCAACUGGAGGAAGACUUGGAGGAAGAACAAGCCAACACAGAAAUGUACAUGGAGAAGUCCAGGAAGUCACAGUCUCUGCUUGAAUCGACCCAAGUUGAGAUGAGCGCACUCAAGGAGGAGGUUGCCACGCUGGAGCACAGUAACGCAACUCUGGACAGACAGACCAAGGAUCUCAAGUCGAAAUUGGAAUCUGCGGAGAAUGAGCGUGGCUCACGUCUGAAGGGUCAAGUGCGCUCACUAGAGAUGAAGAUCUCCACACUGGAGGAGCAGAUAGAAGUAGAAUCGCGCGAAAAGCAUAGCCUGCAGAAGACUAACCGGCGCUUGGAUCGCAAGAACAAGGACCUGAUUGGUCAGGUGGAGGAGGAGCGUCGACGUGGCGAUCAGCUUCAUGAGCACAAUGACAAGUUGUCACUUCGAAUGAAGGCACUCAAGCGUCAAUUGGAUGAAGCGGAGGAAGAGGCGUCGCGCCUGACGCAGUCGCGUCGGAAGCUGCAGCGGGAGCUCGACGAGGCCACCGAGACGUUCAACUCUGUGCAGUCUGAGCUGACACAGUUACAGAGGGGUGUCCGUACCGGCAUGCCCCGCAGCUACUCAGCCAGGAAGCGCAAGUCAGAACAGGUCGGGGAAUCCGAUGAUCUCGGCGACGACUGAGUGAAUUCUUGACAUCGCUCCGAGUAACGAUUUUACUACUUGACCCGUGGAUUCUGAGCUAGUACUGUGAGUUGCUCUGAGCAGUGUGCAAUCGGUGUAGACCUGAUGCUGAGGGUGAUGUGAGAGGUUAGAGUCAGUUCCUCUGCUUGCCCGCUGGUCAGUGAGAAAGGUGGGCUCUGUGCAGGGUUGCUGAGUGCCGUGCAACUCAUGCCUACGUCUUCGUCGUGAAGGAUGGCCAGUGGCAGGGAUCCAUGUGUGUGUGUGUGUGUGUGUGUGUGUGUGUGUGUGUGUGUGUGUGCGCGUGCGUGCGCCAUUUUUGAGAGUAGAGAAUUUGCAGCAUCUACGUGCCGGCCGGUGAUCGGUUAGAAACAAACGUUGGGCCAUAAUCAACCGUGAUAUCACAAUACUCCUCCCUCCCCCCCCCCCCCCCACCACCACUCCCCAAGCUGUGUGUCCUGUCCUGUGAUGCUUAUCUAUGUACCAUGGCACGGCACCCCCCCCCCUCCCUCCCUCCCCGCCAUGCACUGCUGUUGCGGAGCGGUCUGCCCUUCGCAUUUCUCAUCACGCCCUGCCGUAUGCUUGUUGGUUGAGAUGAGCGCCGAGAGUUGCAAUGCUUCAGCCUUCCUUCAUCCUGUCGUCUCAUUUUGACACUAGGACUCUUUUCUGUACUUCUUUACUUCUGCAGUUCUUGUUUUUUUUGUUUUUUUUUGCGCUUGCCAGCUGUUUUUAAUUUAUUUUAUCGCCUUGAGUAUGUCUAGCAUCGGCCCCCGGUGCCUUUUGAGUCUCUUUGCUUCUAUCAGCGUGUGUGUGUGUGUUUUUGCGCGCGCACGCGUGUGCUUGUGUAAGUGUUCUAAAACUUUUGAAAGGUUUUUUCAUUGUGCUACUACAGUGGUUCAAGCAGGUCGAUGCGUGCGCCCUUUGCCAACCUGUGCUGUAGCAGACUGCAUGUUCUCACAGCUAUGCACACUCGCGUACCCGCACACCUGGCAAAAGUAUUCUACCCUGCACUGCCCUUGCCCGCUUUAGCUUUUUAUCUGUUUUUUAAAAUUCCUUUCCCUUCCUCUCUUUCGUUUUUUACAGAAUAUUUGCUACAGUGUUUUCUUGUUCCUGCUCUCUCCUGGUUGUACCUUUUCUUUGGUGAUAAUUAUUUGUUUUCUUGUGUCCCGAUCGCAGGCAGAGCCAUGUAAAGUGUGAGCAGCAGAAGAGUGACAAUGCCUCUGAGUUCACUUGUGACGUUGUCGCGAGCAGCCCCAACGCUCCAUGUAGAUCAAAAACUUUUUUCUUAUUUUGUUUUACUGCCGUGGUUACCGUGUAAAGUAGGUUUUCAUGAAUUUCAGUGCUGUUGUUGGCUAGUUGUGAGUGAGAGGACCUAUAGGAUGUGCUAUUUCAAGUGCUUGUUGUGUUGCGCUUUUACCUGUUCUUCUUCCGUACAUUUGUAUCAGUUUUGUUGUUGUUGUAAAUCUAAGGCCCUUGGUGACCUGUGACUGCUGUGAGUAUGUGUUUCAGCUUGUGCUUUUAAUGAUUUUGAGAAUGACAGUUGUCACUGGA
This is a messenger RNA of Sycon ciliatum, 3547 nucleotides long. RefSeq names its product myosin heavy chain, embryonic smooth muscle isoform-like. Gene Ontology annotation, cellular component: bicellular tight junction; myosin complex. NCBI's taxonomy places the organism in Eukaryota, Metazoa, Porifera, Calcarea, Leucosolenida, Sycettidae. The transcript is spliced from 14 exons. Bases 215 to 1999 code for a protein of 594 amino acids. The record is from RefSeq and is a predicted model, not a curated record.